Ochotona princeps (American pika) is the source of this 1372-nucleotide messenger RNA. It is a transcript of the gene MSLN, whose product is annotated as mesothelin. The record is from RefSeq and is a predicted model, not a curated record. Gene Ontology annotation, cellular component: cell surface. Gene Ontology annotation, biological process: cell-matrix adhesion. The coding region runs from base 162 to 1358 and encodes 398 amino acids. Lineage: Eukaryota; Metazoa; Chordata; Mammalia; Lagomorpha; Ochotonidae. The transcript has 9 exons.
UAAGGAGGCAGAUCACAGAGUGUGGCUGGGCCCUGGAGGCAGCUGGACACGGGGUGGGACCUGGGUCUAGAACCGCUGUGUCCAGGUCCAGCAGCCUAUGCCCCUAGGACACCACACUCUUGGACCGAGUCUUGUCUGCCUCUGACAUUGCCAGCUCGACCAUGGGCCCCGGGCCCCAAGCCUGUGCCAGCUUCCUGUCCCACCUCACCCAGGCCAACAUGGACACGCUCCUGAGCAUGGCAGCCAAGAGGCAGCGGCUGCUGUCCAUGGCUCUAGCCUGCAGGGAGGUUCUCGGGACCGGGCUGCGUCCCGCCUUCCUGGGCCCAGCCUGGAGGCAGGCUCAGCUGACCGUGGUCCACCCCAGGCUCCGGCGGGACACGCAGAAGGCCGCCUGCCCCCCGGGACGGAAGCCUGCAGUGGUGGACGAAAACCUGUUCUUCUAUGCCGACUGGGAGCUAGAGGCCUGCGUGGAUGGGGCCUUGCUGGCCGCCCAGAUGGACCGCGUGAACUCCGUCCCCUUCACCUACCAGCAGUUAGACAUCCUGAAACGCAGGCUGGAUGAGUCCUACCCACAGGGCUACCCCGAGUCCCUGACCAGGCGCUUGGGCCACUUCUUCCUUGCUGUGAGCCUGGAGGACAUCCUCAAGUGGAACGUCACCUCGGUGGACACAGUGACGGCCCUGCUCCGAGCCAGCAGGGGUCGGAGGCUGGACGCUCAGGUGGCUGCCCUGAUCUUCCGCUACAUGAUGGGACGGAACCGGCUGGACCAGGAGGUCCUGGAUGCGCUGGCUGGCUUUCGGCCCACGUACCUGUGUGUGUUCAGCCCUGAACAACUUGUACACCUGCCGCCCAGCGCUGUGGAGUCGGUUGGGCCCCAGGACCUGGACUCCUGCAGCCCGCAACAGCUGGCCAUCCUCUAUCCGAAAGCCCUCUUGGCCUUUCGCAAUGCCAGUGGGCCGGAGUACACCGGGAAGAUCCGGUCCUUCCUGGGUGGGGCCUCCACAGAUGACCUGCGGGCUCUCAUUUGGCGGAACGUGAGCUUGGACAUGGCCACGUUCAGGAAGUUGCGUGUGGAGGCCUUGGUGCCGCUGACCGUGGCUGAAGUGCAGAGCCUCUUGGGCCCGCACGUGGUGGAUCUCAAGUCCGAGGCAGACAGAAGCCCAGUGCGGGACUGGAUCUGCCGGCAGCUGCAGGAGGAUCUGGACACGUUACAGUUGGGGCUUCUCGGUGGUGUCCCCAGUGGCUACCUGCUCCUGGACCUCACUCUCCAAGAGACCCCCUCCGGGGCGCCACGCCUCUGUCCUGGACACCUGCUGGCCGCCAUCUUGCCUCUGCUGCUGACACUGACCUCCCACUGAGGCCACUGUCCCGG